Molecule: messenger RNA, 930 nt
Organism: Leptomonas pyrrhocoris
Lineage: Eukaryota; Euglenozoa; Kinetoplastea; Trypanosomatida; Trypanosomatidae
Exons: 1
Coding region: 175-930 (251 amino acids)
Source: RefSeq, a predicted model, not a curated record
GAAAAGGAUCGAACUCGUUGUACACACGCGCGCUACCGCUUGCAUCUCCUCAGCACACACCACUGUUAACAGAGCCAGAUAUUCAGCCGUCAAGUGAAAAAGAUGGAGACGACCAAAUCGCCUUCCUCCACCACUGCGGUGACCCGCAACAGCAAAGACCGUGCGACCUCUCCGAUGGCGUCUCUCCCCACCAACACAGCCGCCAGCACCGCCCCAGCAAAGCAGGCAUCCCUCUCGGUCAUGCGGAGCCCAUCGGGCAGUCCCCUGCCGACCAUCGCGCUGGACGCGGCCACGGUGGCCCUCAUAAAAGAAAAUGAGCAGAUGUUGCAGACCAUCACCGUCCUGCAGCACGAGCUGGAGAAGCAGAAGGUGCGGCUCAGCGAUGCAGAAGAAGCGCGGGCGAGCUUGGCGAACGAGGUGGCGGACCUGCGCAACGCACUGGGUCUUGCCGCCAGCGAGGUCAACUCCUCCACCGGAAAGGUGCUGAACUAUAAGACGGCCUACCUGGACAUGCAGGACGCCUAUGACAAGUUGAAGAUUGAUUCUGAGGCGACGAAGAACAAGUUGGAUGAGGCUACGGCACGCGAGCGGUUGAUGUUGAACAUGCCCAACACCGCACGCCAGCAGACGCAACAGAAGGAGUCGUUUGAUCUCGUAAGCAAAUCCAUGCAGAUGCCGAAUGUGUUUCUUGCCUUGAUCCAGAACAUCGUGGCGAAGCUGGACGGGCCGGCGGUGAGCCAGGCAGACCGGCGGAAGAAAGUGAUGGGCGACAUCGAGCGCCUGCAGUCGAAUGUGGAGAAGUACAAGCCGACUGAGAAGGCGGCGAUGACGGCGGAUGUCGCGCCGCAGGUAGAUGUGCCAAUUCGCCAAUGUGUCUAUGGCUUUUUGGAGGUCAUCAUGAAACUCCUCAACGACGAGAUUCGUCCGUAG